Molecule: messenger RNA, 2858 nt
Organism: Choloepus didactylus (southern two-toed sloth)
Lineage: Eukaryota; Metazoa; Chordata; Mammalia; Pilosa; Megalonychidae
Gene: SUFU
Product: SUFU negative regulator of hedgehog signaling
Exons: 13
Coding region: 158-1729 (523 amino acids)
Cellular component (GO): cytoplasm; nucleus
Molecular function (GO): transcription factor binding
Source: RefSeq, a predicted model, not a curated record
CUGGGCGGACGGUGCGCCGUGCGCAGGCGCGGACCGUAGACCUCGCUGCAGCCGGGAUCGCUUCGGGGAGUCGCACCCACGGAGUCUGCCCGCUGGCUCGUCAGUGCUUUCCCCCUCACCCACCCUCCCCGGUUCCCCCAGCGCCCUACUUGCCCCGAUGGCGGAGCUGCGGCCUAGCGGCGCCCCUGGCCCAACCGCGCCCCCGGCCCCUGGCCCUACUGCCCCGCCGGCCUUCGCCUCGCUCUUUCCCCCGGGACUGCACGCCAUCUACGGAGAGUGCCGCCGCCUUUACCCUGACCAGCCGAACCCGCUUCAGGUUACAGCUAUCGUCAAGUACUGGUUGGGUGGUCCAGACCCGUUGGACUAUGUUAGCAUGUACAGGAAUGUGGGGAGUCCCUCUGCUAACAUCCCUGAGCACUGGCACUACAUCAGCUUCGGCCUCAGUGAUCUCUAUGGUGACAGCAGAGUCCAUGAGUUUACAGGAACAGAUGGACCCAGUGGUUUUGGCUUUGAGUUGACAUUUCGUCUGAAGAGAGAAACAGGAGAGUCUGCCCCACCAACAUGGCCAGCAGAGCUAAUGCAGGGCUUGGCCAGAUAUGUGUUCCAGUCAGAGAACACCUUCUGCAGUGGGGACCAUGUGUCUUGGCACAGCCCUUUGGAUAACAGUGAGUCAAGAAUUCAGCACAUGCUGCUGACAGAGGACCCACAGAUGCAACCUGUGCAGACACCCUUUGGGGUGGUUACCUUCCUCCAGAUUGUUGGCGUCUGCACCGAGGAGCUGCACGCAGCCCAGCAGUGGAACGGGCAGGGCAUCCUGGAGCUGCUACGGACGGUGCCUGUCGCUGGUGGCCCCUGGCUGAUAACUGACAUGCGGAGGGGAGAGACCAUAUUUGAGAUCGAUCCAAACCUGCAAGAGAGAGUGGACAAAGGCAUUGAGACAGACGGUUCCAACCUGAGUGGUGUCAGUGCCAAGUGUGCCUGGGAUGACCUGAGCCGGCCCCCUGAGGACGAUGAGGACAGCCGGAGCAUCUGCAUUGGCACACAGCCCCGGAGGCUCUCUGGCAAAGACACAGAGCAGAUCCGAGAGACGCUGAGGAGAGGACUUGAGAUCAACAGCAAACCUGUCCUUCCACCAAUCAGUUCUCAACGGCAGAACGGCUUCACCCACGACCGGGCCCCGAGCCGCAAAGACAGCCUGGAAAGCGACAGCUCCACGGCCAUUAUUCCCCAUGAGCUGAUCCGGACGCGGCAACUCGAGAGCGUACAUCUGAAAUUCAACCAGGAGUCUGGAGCCCUCAUUCCUCUCUGCCUAAGGGGCAGGCUCCUGCAUGGACGGCACUUUACAUAUAAAAGUAUCACGGGUGACAUGGCCAUCACAUUUGUCUCCACGGGAGUGGAAGGCGCCUUUGCCACCGAGGAGCAUCCUUACGCAGCUCAUGGACCCUGGUUACAAAUUCUGUUGACCGAAGAGUUUGUAGAGAAAAUGUUGGAGGACUUGGAAGAUUUGACUUCUCCAGAGGAAAGUCUGUCCCCACACCCUGCCCCACUCUCCACUCUGGUCCUGGCAUGGACAGUCCCCCUUCAGAGGGAGGGAGAGAGGGAGCCAGGCACUCUGGGUGUGUGCUUUCUCUCUCCACAGUUCAAACUUCCCAAGGAAUACAGCUGGCCUGAAAAGAAGCUGAAAGUCUCCAUCCUUCCCGAUGUGGUGUUUGACAGUCCACUGCACUAGCCUGGGCUAGGCCCUGCAGGGGCCAACGGGGAGUCCAGCUGCUUCCUGGUGACUUCCAGUGUAACAACUGCGUAAAAGAGAUUCCCACAAAUAAAAGGAGAAGCGUGAGGAUUACUGCACAGCCACGGCACCCACAGUCUUGGUGGGAUGCUGAGCACAGGCUACAGGCCCCACCUCACCUCCAGCUCGGGGGUCUCACCUCAUCCAUGCCCACGGGACUGGGCCCUAGCACCACCGGGCCAGUGAGUGGGCAAAUGCAAAUUCCCCUCUCCUGCCGCCACAGGUUCUGGGUUGAGAUUUGACUCUGGACCCUUGACUUGCCCCUGGGUUGAGACAGGCCUUGUUUCCACCCACCCCCGCCACACAGCCUGGCAGGAGGGAGGUGGAGACCCACCACUGCAAGGUUCAUGUGUGGGUGCACUGCCCAGCUCAACUUGAAAACCUUUGGUAGUCAAGCUCCUCUGGCCACGGAACAAUUCCCCCCAUCCUGUUUGGUUUGCUUUCUCCUUAUUUUAUUUUUUAGAAACCGGAUGGUAUUCUAUUUCUCUGCAAAGAUGUCCAGAAGCUGUGUAUAUAAUGUUUUUAAACAGAACUUUAUUCCCAGAUGAACUUUGUCAUCCUCUCAGACAAGGGCCUUGGGCUGCGUCUCCCCGUGCAUUGCCACAGGAGAAGAUGCCCAGUGUUUGCCUGCCAGCCCAGGGCUCUGGAGAAGUCAGCUCCACAGAGAGGCUUUUCUUCCCAGCUGGGUCUGGCAGAGCUGAGGCAGGGGGGGAGAGCUGAGACACCCCCCACCCCCCAAUGCAGCCACAAGCCCAAUUUAGCUGGGGCGAAGAAGGGCUUCUGCUGUUUAAGUGGACUGCCUCCCUGCCCCCACCACUACCACCACCAAGGUCCAAGGACCAUCAGGGUCUCCGAAACUUGGUGGACCCAGCCUCAUCUUCCAGGCCUUUUCCACCCACCCAGGCCCACCUGAGAGAGGGAGAGGCCCAGCCCCUCACAAACCAUCCUUACCUGCUGCUCAGGGCCUGGAUUUUCAGCUUUUUCACCACCCCUGUCCCAUUUCCUCAUUUCCUGGGCCUCCUGGCCUCCAGGCUGCAAGACUCUGGAUUAUUAAAAACUGAAAAACCAA